UCAUGGGUCUCUUCACGAAGAACACCGAGGAUGUUGACCCUCAACAACCACAAUCCGACAUCACACCCGAGAAGGAUCUGGAAAAGAACUUUGAAGAUGUGAAAUUAGAAGCACGACAAACUUCAGUCGACAAUGGCGGCUCAGCACCAUUCAUCGACCCCGUCAUUGAGAAGCGCGUUGUCCGGAAGAUAGACUGGCACCUGGUACCGCUGCUCAUGGGGCUCUACCUACUGGCUUUCCUCGAUCGCUCCAACAUUGGUAAUGCAAAACUCGCUGGCAUGGCCAAGGCCCUCGACCUCACUGCCGAUCGCUACUCGUGGCUUUUGACCAUUUUCUACAUUUCGUAUAUUUUGUUUCAGUUCCAGGUUCUUGGAUGGAAGAGGUUUCCACCUCACAUCUGGGCGAGUUGGGCUAUUUUUGGCUGGGGUGUCAUCUCGAGUUGUCAAGCCGCUGUCACUUCUUGGGAAGGAGAGAUGGUGCUCAGAUUUCUCCUAGGAGUCUUCGAGGCAGCAUACGGUCCUGGUGUCCCUUAUUUGCUCUCUUUCUUCUACUUGCGCCAUGAAGUUGGUUUCCGCAGCGGCAUCUUCCUUGCCGCUCUCGCCUACGGUAUCACUUCUGGACACGCAGCGAUCGCCAGCUGGAAGCUUCUCUUCCUUGUAGAAGGUCUUCCCACUCUGGCUAUGGUACCAGUCGCAUACUUCUUCCUCCCGGAUAGCCCGCAGUCAGCCAGAUUCUUGAAUGAGGAAGAGAAGCGUGUGGCAGUUGCAAGAGGUGUGCGCCAGACAGGAACAACUGAACGUGUCGGCCACAUAAAGUUCAAGGAUAUCGGUCUGACCUUUAUCGAUCCCAAGGCCAUCACCACAGCAUUGAUGUACUUUUCGUGCAAUGUGUCCUUCUCCUCGCUGCCGGUUUUCCUCCCUACGAUUCUGGAAGAGAUGGGCUUUGAAUCCAUCACAGCCCAAGGUCUCUCUGCACCUCCGUACUUCUUGAGUUUUCUCGUCACCAUUGGCUCUGCAUGGAUUGCCGACAGGACACAGCAGCGUGGACUAACUAUCAUCAUUCUUUCAAUCAUCGGAGGUGUCGGAUACAUCAUGCUGGCAACCACGUCAAGCACUGGACCUCGCUACGCCGGUGUCUUCCUCGCCGCAUCUGGAGUCUUNCCCUGUAUCGCCAAUAUCCUUCCAUGGGUUACGAACAACCAGGGCAACGACGAUCGCCGUGGUGCAGCAUUUGUUCUGCUUAACCUUAUCGGUCAAUGCGGUCCCUUACUCGGCACUCGUGUCUAUAAAUUUCCUCCUUUCUAUGUCAAGGGUCAAAGCAUCUGUGCAGCUUUCAUGUUCUUCAAUGGCUUGUUAGCGUUAUUCUUACGUACGCUUCUGGCUUACGAGAACCGCAAGUUGGACAAGCAGUAUGGUACCAUUGAAGAGCAGAAGAACAGGAUUGCGGCGACCGAGGGAACGAAAGAGGCUGUUGUUGAAGCCAAUACGGGCGUCGAGAACUUUGGUCCCAUGUAUCGUUAUGUUUUG
This is a messenger RNA of Aureobasidium uvarum, 1526 nucleotides long. The record is from the annotation of a GenBank genome assembly. Lineage: Eukaryota; Fungi; Ascomycota; Dothideomycetes; Dothideales; Saccotheciaceae.